Epithele typhae is the source of this 1386-nucleotide messenger RNA. RefSeq lists its product as uncharacterized. Lineage: Eukaryota; Fungi; Basidiomycota; Agaricomycetes; Polyporales; Epitheliaceae. Bases 1 to 1386 code for a protein of 461 amino acids. Gene Ontology annotation, molecular function: protein binding. The transcript has 2 exons. The record is from RefSeq and is a predicted model, not a curated record.
AUGCCCGUCCCCAUUCCACGACGGCCAGCCGCGCCCAUCUCCCGUCUCCCUGUUGAGCUCCUCUCCACUAUCUUCCUCCUCACCGCGCACACCCCGGACCAAGACACCGAUGAGGAGGACCAGGGGAGCAUCACCCCCUGCCUCUCGUUAUCUUCCACCACGCCCGAUGUCCUUGCCGCUGUCUGCAAACACUGGCGGGAGGUCGCGCUCGGGACACCGCGGCUUUGGACACGGAUCUGCGUCACCAUUGGCGACAUCGUAUACAGCCGGAGAGGCGAGGUCUUUGCGUCCGCCGCGCGAUAUGCCGCGCGGUCCAGCAAGUGCGCCCUCGAUAUCUUCAUCGACGCGCGUGACCCCGAAUGGGACUUUUCCGAACACGACCCGUACAUUGACGACCCGUACGACUACAAGCACCCCUUCCAGCCCGAGCACAUGCGCCGCAUCCUCAGCAUCCUCCUCCCUCACGCCCGCCGCUUCCGCACCCUCGCCGUGCUCACCGACCGUUGGGAGGCGAUGCACACCACGCUCGACUGCCUCAGCAUGGAACCCGCGGCGCUCGUCUCUGGCUCCCGCCCGCUCCCUCCAUCGCUCCCCCUGCUCGAGUCCCUCGUGCUCAUGCGCUGCAACGAGUUCGUCAGCUACCACCCCGACUUCACCCCCGCCGGCCGCCAAGACGCCCCACUGCCCUUCAGCGCGCUCCUCCGCCAGCGCGGCCCUGCCCCCGUCCUCCCCCGCCUCAAAACGCUCGUCCUCUCCGGCGUGCACACCCAGUGGGCCCUCCUCCCGCACCUGCUCCCACCCCCAUGCCCAGCCGCCUCCACUGGCCUCGAGACCCUCGAGCUCUCCUACCACAGCGCCUCGGUCCGCCCGACCGAGCGCGAGCUCCGUGCGCUCCUCACCCGCUGCUCCGCACACCUCACCGCCCUCACUGUGCGCGUCUCGGGUCCGCGCCCCUCCGCCUGCGCAUCCCCGCUCCCGCUCCCGCCCGUCGCGCUCCCCGCCCUCGCCACGCUCACGCUCGGCUACGACGACGCCCACGCCGCGGCCGUGCUCGUUUCCGCCCUCCACGCCCCACACGCGACCGCGCUCGCGCUGGAAGACGCGUCGUGCCCCGCGCGCGAGGACGCGGAGGACGCGGAACCGCUGCUCGACGCGCUCGCGCGCGUCGCUGGGCGGGCGUUCCCGGCGGUGCGCGCGCUCGCGAUGCGCCAGGUGGACGCGCCGGCGGAGGCGUUCGAGGCGCUGUACGGGGCGCUGCCCGCGCUGCGUGCGCUCGCGGUGGAAGACAUGUUCCUCCUGGGAGGGGCGGGGCUCGCGCGGGAGGUCGAGGUCGCGUUCGCGCCGCCCGCGCCGCCCUCUUUGCCCUCUGGCAGGAUGGCGACCUGA